CGUAUUCACUGCCCGCUCCUCGCUCCACGUCCGCGCUCCCCCGACGUCCCUUGCUCACUCAUCCAACAACAUCCAUCAUCCAAAGCCCGUGAGAAAAUAGGGGCCUAGACUCGACGACAUUUCUCUCCUCUUGCCCAACGAACCGAGCUCUCGAAUCUAUCCUGUCAUCUUCGUCUGACUGCUCCUAUCAACGCAUCGCGACGACGCCCUCUUACUACUGUACCUCGUCGCUGCUCGGCCCAUAGUUCAAUCCGACGACGAGAGCGGCCGAUCCAUCCUCUAUCCCUAACGAUCUGGGGCUCGUAAUAGACUCCAGAUCCAACAUCGCCUCCGAUUGCAUACAAACCGGCGUCGCUCGUAUUCUUGACCCAUAUAAUUGAUUCACCAUGAGUGCAAAUCCCACGAACGUUAUCCGCAGGAAGUUGGUCAUUAUCGGUGAUGGUGCCUGCGGCAAGACUAGUCUGCUGAGCGUCUUUACGCUAGGAUACUUCCCUACAAUCCCUACAGUCUUUGAGAACUAUGUGACGGAUUGCAGAGUGGACGGCAAGUCGGUCCAGCUCGCCCUAUGGGAUACCGCCGGCCAGGAAGAUUACGAGCGGUUACGACCUCUUGCAUACUCAAAAGCCCAUGUCAUCCUGAUAGGGUUCUCCAUCGAUACUCCAGAUUCCCUCGACAACGUUAAACACAAGUGGAUCGAAGAGGCUACCCGCCUAUGCACCGGUGUCCCUAUUAUCCUCGUUGGUUUGAAGAAGGAUCUUCGAGAAGACCCGGUCGCGAUCGAGGAGAUGCGCAAGAAGUCGCUGCGAUUCGUUUCCGAGCACGACGGCGAGUCUAUCUGCCGCGAGAUUAACGCCAAGCGGUAUCUGGAAUGUUCCAGUUUGAGCGGCGAGGGCGUCGACGAUGUCUUUGAGGCUGCUACUCGCGCUGCCCUCUUGACCUUUGAGAAGGGCGAGGGCGGUGGCUGCUGUGUCGUGCUGUAA
Molecule: messenger RNA, 980 nt
Organism: Fusarium vanettenii 77-13-4
Lineage: Eukaryota; Fungi; Ascomycota; Sordariomycetes; Hypocreales; Nectriaceae
Exons: 4
Coding region: 387-980 (197 amino acids)
Biological process (GO): small GTPase-mediated signal transduction
Molecular function (GO): GTPase activity; GTP binding
Source: RefSeq, a predicted model, not a curated record